Molecule: messenger RNA, 630 nt
Organism: Lycium ferocissimum
Lineage: Eukaryota; Viridiplantae; Streptophyta; Magnoliopsida; Solanales; Solanaceae
Exons: 1
Coding region: 1-630 (209 amino acids)
Biological process (GO): DNA integration
Molecular function (GO): nucleic acid binding
Source: RefSeq, a predicted model, not a curated record
AUGUCACCGGUACCAAAUACAUGGAGAUUUGAUCCGAGUCCCACCAAGAGAGCUCAACGUGAUGAGUUCCCCUUGGCCAUUCGCAGCAUGGGGCAUGGAUGUUAUUGGUCCCAUCGAGCAGCCGCCUCAAAUGGACAUAAAUUCAUUUUGGUUGCCAUCGACUAUUUUACCAAAUGGGUAGAAGCUACCUCGUAUAAAUUUGUGACAAAGAAGGUAGUGGCAUACUUUGUUCGCAACAACAUAAUAUGUCGAUUUGGGGUUCCAGAAUCCAUCAUAACGAACAAUAGAGCAAAUCUGAAUAGUCACUUGAUGAAGGAGAUAUGUGAGCAAUUCAAGAUCACUCAUCGCAACUCAACCGCUUAUCGACCUCAGAUGAAUGGAGCAGUGGAGGCCGCCAAUAAAAAUAUCAAGAGGAUAUUGAGGAAGAUGAUUGAUAACUACAGGUGUUGGCAUGAGAAUUUGCCUUACGCUUUGUUGGGUUACCGCACAACGGCCCGAACUUCAACUGGGGAAACUCCCUACCUAUUGGUACAUGGAACAGAAGCAGUGAUACCAGCUGAGGUAGAGAUACCAUCAUUAAGAAUCAUCCAGGAAGCCGAAUUGAGCGAUGCCAAUUGGGUUCGCAGCUGA